ACCAGGUUACGAAUGGAAAGCCAAGGUGAACAAACUAUUCAAAAACAGGCAUAUCCCAAUGCCAAAAAAAAUGUAAUAGGCCUAUAUCCUUGAACCUCGAAAAUCAGGAAUAAAAUUUACACAGCAGUUACUGAGAAAUUGGUAAAAUACGGACAUUGAAAACCAAAUAACAGCAACUAAGAAUGAUAUUCAUAUAUAUAAUGUUGUUGCUAAUUACUUGCUGGGUCAAUCAAGUUCAAUUAGAGGAACUAUGAUAGAAUACGUCGAGAGGCGGAAGUAAAAAUUGUCAAAACAGGUUAGUACUGACGUUGUGAUCAGUACUUGCUUAUUGUAAAAACACGAAGCUUGGUACACAAAAAGCACAAAAGUGGUUUUGAAUAGACCAUUAUGACUUGCCCAGUCUUUAAUGCCAGGCACCCUGACUCCAGUGACCCUGCGGUUAUUGGCGAAUUUGUGCUCGUGCACGUUUGUAGGAAAGACAUACCGUAUUCUAGCAAAAUGGAGGACUGACUCUGGAUACAUCUGACGCAUUUCAUGGUAUAAAAUACUGCUCAUUGGGUUAAUGAUGUCUUCCAAAAAUGAUGUGAGAAUUUCCGUUGUUUGGGAACUCUUCAUGUUUUUAAUCGUCAUUGCUCGGCUCCUACUCACAGCAAAGGGGGACACCGGCAGUACAGGAAUCGAUAGUUCGCAUGCAGGGGAAAACAACAAAGUCACAUGUAGAUGUUCGAGUACACCACAUUCCUCGCGCUUGACUUGUCAGACGCCCAUUAAUGAGUGUGACAAAACACUCAACAUAUCUCAUGGAGGAUCCUGCUACAGGUUCGUUACCGAUGACUCCAAGUCACGCAAUGAUGCCCAAUUGAACUGCAUUGAGAACCACGGUCAUCUCGUUUACAUCGAAUCGGAGGACGAGCUACAAUUUUUGCAAAUGACUGCAUCCCAUUCGUCCUCACUUCAUGAGACUGAUUACUGGAUUGGACUGAUUCCUUUACCGACUUGGCCAGAUGGUUCAUUACUACCUCCCGUGUUGUUGCCUGUCAGGAACAGCCAUGGUACCAGCUGCUUCUACCUUAAUACUGUUCACUUGGACAUAAAUAUUGUCGACUGUGAUCGUUCAUAUCGUUUUGUUUGUGAACAACCCAGAGUAGCUGGUGAAUCUGAUGGUUCUUCAGAAUACCUCUGUGACUUUGAAAAUUCUUGCUAUCGAUUUUAUAACUGGUCAUCACGAAUGUCAUGGCAUGAUGCCCAAACAACUUGCGAGAGGAACGGCGCUCAUCUUCUUCGUAUUCAAACGAAAGCUGAGCUGGAUUAUAUUACAGAUAAGGUUGGCAGCAGAUGGAGGCGUAUCUGGAUCGAUAAUAUUACAGAGUACAGAUGGAUGGAUGGUAAUCCAGCAUUAUCGAGAUUUACAUACUCAUCUGAUGGUUCUCAUGGCAAUUACUGCCUUCGAUUGAACCAUGCACAGUCAUUCGAAUUAAAUGACCACAAAUGCAGUAGGUUGUUCGGCUACAUCUGUGAACGUAAGGAGGUCCAAUCUCCCGACGAAUUGAAGGCAUUUAUGUCCUGCCCUGCGACGAUACCGGACAAUUUGGUGCGGCUCGGAAGGUCUGGUGCCCUAUGUUUGUACGAUCUCGAUGACGGUUAUUCUCCACCCGUGUUACGCGAAUGCAAAUCAAGGCAUGUCAUCGACGAAUGUGGCUGCUCUAUGCAGACAAAUGGGAAAACAACUGUGAAAUGUGGUUGUGGGUUCUGUGAACUCGAAAUCAGUCAGUUUGAAGAAGACAGCGCUGAAACGGUAUGGCCAUCCAAUUUCAGCUGUAUCUGCAGUGGAGAUGAAUCCCCAUUCAAUUUGACGAUCGUCAACGGAGAGUUAACCUGUGUGUCCCAUGACCAGGAAUCCACAACUGCAGAGAGUACACUAUUGACAGUAACAUCUCAACCAGAUGGUUUGAGACCCACUAAUACAAGGCUUACUACUAACAAACCAAAGACUACAACAGAUUCUGGAGGGGGCAGAGACCCAGCUGACCAAGUGGGUGUACCGAUCGGAAUCCCCGUGGCAGUCACUCUGGCUGUAUUGUUUUUCUUGGUGGCACUUGUUGUUGGCUUUAUCUGGUGGACAAGACGCAGACAGAAGAGCAACAAGGGGCCUACCAAACCGCUGACAUCAGAUACACGCGUUGUUGAGUCACACACGAUAAAUGUAAAUCCAACAUAUGCAGUAGACGAUGAUGAUCACGUGACUGAAGACAUUUUCAAACCAAUCACACCGGCUCGUCAGAGAAGGGUUUCAAAGCCACAAGCUGAUAAUAUCUAUACCGACAUAAAGCCAAACGACCAGGCAGCCAGCGAAUCAGAGUGUUACGCUACUAUUCAGUCUAAUGGAUACACUCCGGACAAGUCCAAGGAUAAAAGGGACCUCCACAAAGCCCUACAUGACACUAAUUACAGCAACGAAACCAAGAAUACACCCACCCCGGCUACUGGAUACACUGCUUACAAACCACAGCGUGGAAAUGAUGUGUACACANGACCUCAAGAAAACUCAGAAUGAGGCUGACAGUGAUGACGACCCAGCGGUUUACACCCUAAUCCCAAACAACAGUUCGAAACCAGAUAAAGAUGGCAGUGAGAACGAGUAUGUACAACCAGAGAACAAGGCACCACCAGCUGGUCAGCGGAUUGGUGCUGGGGUUUCCAAGGCAACUAAUCCGCAACUCAAGCUAAAAAACCUGACGAAGGACAGCGAGUACGUGGACGUAGAUGCUCCAGCUACAGCUGUUGGGGAUUCGGAUCAAAAGGGGCGUAGCGAUUAUGUUGACGUAGAUGCUCCUGCGGUUGUGUUCAGUGAUGUCAGUACACCAGCGAUACAAAGCAAGCAGCCAAUUGGAAUCAGUGGGUACGUCAGCGUGGAUGGUCCUUCGACAAAACUGCCUGAAAGCCAAGAUCAUAACUACUACCAACUAGAGAAUCCCUCUGAUAAUGAUGAAGGCGAAUACAGUCUGGCGCCUACAGAUAACGCAUACGACACCCUCAAUCAUGCUGGCGCUCAACGUCCAAGUUUGAAUGUCCCAACCGAGGACGGCAUCUACAACCCCACAGAUGAUGCGGAAAAUAAUGAAUAUAAUACCUUCAAUCGCGCAGGCAAUCGACGCCCGAGUAAGAAUGUUGAAAGUGAUGAUGGCGUCUACAGCGUUACAAACCCACCAGACAACAAUGAAUACAACACCUUCGAUCGUGCAGGCGAUCGACGCCCGAGUAAUAAUGUUCCAACUGAUGACAGCGUCUACAGCGUUACAAACCCACCAAGAGCCAAUGAAUACAGCGCCUUUAAUCGUACAAAUAAUCGAGGUCUUAGGCAUAAUAUUCCUAUCAAUGAAGGUGUUUACAGUCUCACUGACCCGCCUCAAGGCGAUGUAUAUUCCACUGUUAACCGUGGCGGCCGAAAAGAAGUAUCCGGGGUACCAGCAAUUACUACCGAGGAUGAAUAUUCAACUUUGACCUAAGAAGGAAACUUCCUCCAUUCAAACAUCGUUUGCAGUCACCCAUGUAGAGACUUUAAUACCAGAUUGGUUAUGAAAUGGGACCAAUAAAAUAAAUCAGCAAUUAGUCUGUCAAAGGAACACUGAAGUCUAUUAUAAAAGCCACAUUGAGUUCCGUUAUUGGCAAUUGCUUCCAUGUAAGGCAAGAAUGUUACAUUGAUUCGUAGAGUCAUUCGAAUACUGAGUUUAGUAUUUGCUUGACACUGUCAUCGACGAAAUCUACCGAUAUUGGCAACUGUUUAUAAAUAAGCUGUCAAGGCCAUAAAUGCAAGUUUGUCACUAAGUUUAAAUUUAGAGUUGGCAGACAGUUUCCUUGGUGAUGACUAGACGUUUUAACCUGAAUUUGGAAAUACCUCAGACAGUCCCCUUAUGCAACAACGUGGAACCGUGCAGAAACAUUUGAUAAUGCCCGCUAAGUAAAUCACCCACUGACGCCUGGAUACGGGACAGUUUAAUCUAUUCUGAUUGGUCAAGAGUCUGUGUGCAUGAAACUCGCCACGCGUGCACAAUGUCCAUAUAAGGAGGUUCUUUUGGACAACUGUAAAAUGAAAUGGAACGGGGUGUUUGGGAAAAUUAAACCAAAUUCUAGAACAAAUUGUUGGAAAUCUGUCACAUGUUCACCCCUUGUUACUCACUCACUACAAAAGGUAUUCGUGAAUGGGAAAAAUAUAAUGUUUGGCCAGUCUCACGUUUAGGACCGGCUCAGGGGACUGAGCGCUGAUAAAUGCCCUUGCAUGCAGCUUGGGCAUUAGUUGCAUAUAUUCUCCUUAAGGUGCCUUUCCAUAUAUGCGAUAUUUAGGUGCGUUGCGUACGCGAUGCGUUCAUGUGUUUCGCUUACACGCAAAAAAAAAACCAGACUCCACUAACAUAACACACGUGUGCGUUGCGUUCAAAAACGCUCAGGGAGCGAUUUUGACAGAUACGCAACGGUUGGCGCAAAAUGUUGAUGCACAUUUGGAAAGGCUCCUUUAGCUGGUCUCUUAAACGCACGUUUAAGACCGGCCAAGCACAUAUUUGAUCCCUUAUUAAUUUCCACCAUCCAAUUUUUGCACUGCUAAAUCCCUCAUUGUGAAGAUAUUUGUUAUUUUCUGUUUCGUUAUUAACUCCUUUGUCUAUUCUUUCUGAUGUACGAUGCCACCUUAAGUUCUACAUGAUGCGUUACUUUGCUGACAUGACACGUAAUCAAAGUCACAGGAAUACAAAUGGGAACAAUAAUGAAAGAACAUAAUGGUCAAUAAACAGAAUGUAUCGUAGAUCACAAACGGAUCGCAACACAUCUAGGACCAUACCGCGUAAUGAUAAAAAAUCAAAUCAAGACAACGAAAAUUGAUCUUUGAAUCUUGAGGGUAUGUAUGCUAGUUAGGUUUGCUGGUUGAUCUAUUGCAAUCUUUAGCAUUAGAGAAUGUCAUUCUCGCAAACACAAAAUAUUCAGACCCUGUGAUUAAUACUACAGAACCUUAUUGUAUGUUUUUCUUUGUCUUGUGUGGAGCAUAUCUCCGGACAGGUUUAAGUGACUCUUUAACAAUGCUCGUAAAAUUUUUGAUAAAAUCAAGCUGUCUAAUUUUAUAUAUUCAUUGAUACUUUCCACUGGGAUUCCCAUUUUAAUAAAAAUUGAAGUCCAAUGCUCCAAGACAUUAAUUGAUCUUGAUUAACAUUAUGAUAAACUCUUCAUUGUAUAUUCAUGCAUAUAGUUGGUUGUCGGUUAGACGAAUAUUAUGAACUAACUGUAGAAAUAUGAGACUUAGGUAAAGGAUUCAGCCGCCUAUAUCCGUUUAUCCAUUAAUGCGUUGGUAUUCAGAAAUAUGUUUUAGCAAACAGCAACUAACAAAAGGUAGAAUUUGCCAUGAGAGAAAUGCACAGUGUAUUAAAAAAUGAAUGAAAUGCUUGAAUUUAAUUUCCAUACAUAUACUAUUUAGGUUUAAUUGCUUGUUAUAUAUGGGGCAAAUUUCUUAAAGUGGUAAAAUGGAAAAUGCUACAUGCGACUUAAUAUAUGUGACCAUCAAAGAACAGGCAACAUUUUGCCAAUUUUUGAUCUUUAAAGCGUUAGUGUCAAUUUUGCUGGGUGGUAUAAAUGCUCCAUGAAGUAGAACAUUUUUAAAUUUAGAGGAUUUUUAGAUGUUUGGAACUGAUAGAGAUCUUUUAAAUACGCAGAUUUAAUUGAUGAAACUGUAUUGUACUGGAGUAUAGUAUAUAACGGAUAUUAAUCACCAUGAUUCCUUUCAAUUCUGUUAUUGGUAAAAGCCAAUGUUUUUAAUGAGUAUAUUUUCAUUUCACAAUUUUAAUAGAAAACCUAUAAAACGAGCAGAUCAUUAGUUGAUUUACAUAACAGCAACAGUUACAUCAAUACAUGAAUAAUUCAAAACAUGCGCGUUCCAUACACGAAUAUAAAUAGGAAUCAGAAAUAUUUUUUCUCUGCUCACUGUCACUUAUCUCUUCUUGAAUGGGUGCGUUUUUAUAUCUGUAAGCUCACAAUCGUUAUGGAAAAGGACGAGGUUGGGCUGCGAGAUGCUUGUUGAACAAUAAAUGGGAAAAUUUA
Molecule: messenger RNA, 6078 nt
Organism: Acanthaster planci (crown-of-thorns starfish)
Lineage: Eukaryota; Metazoa; Echinodermata; Asteroidea; Valvatida; Acanthasteridae
Source: RefSeq, a predicted model, not a curated record